CUUGGUAGAUGAUAAAAAACAUCAGCUUCUUAAUUUGGUGGAGGGGCUAACGAUAAAAUUGCAAUCGCAACUUUCAUUUUGUUGACUCACGCUCGGUCCAGCGUCCAUCAAAAAGCGCUAAUUUUUGACAUUACUCGGAUCUCCGAGCAAUGUUUCCCAAAAAUGUGCUGCCCAAUCCCUGGAUUUGGAGGAGCCUUUCGUUGGCAAAAAGGAACCGUUCAACCGUAGCAACUGCCUUUUCUCCGAAUAUCUCCUCCCCCGUCAGGUCGUAUGAUGAGAUUCCUGGUCCAAAAUCGUUGCCCCUCAUUGGCAAUGCUUGGAGGUUCCUUCCAUUUGUCGGUACCUUCGACAUGACCAAUUUCUUCAAGUGGAGCAACUCUCUCUUGAAUGAAUAUGGGAAAAUUGUGAGAAUUUCAAAUCUUCCUGGGCGAAGAGAUAUGGUUCUUCUAUUUGAUCCGGACAUGAUUGCUGAGGUUUACAAAAACGAAGGACAAUGGCCUGAGCGCUUUGUCUUGCAAAGUGUGAAGCAAUUCCGAGAAAAAGUCAGGCCUGACUUCUUUGAAGGAUUCCAGGGUCUUGUCAAUGAAAACGGCGAGAAAUGGCAGCAAGCUCGAACGGUCGUCAACCAGCCAAUGAUGAAAAUCGACGUUUCUAACCAGUACAUUCCUAAGUCGGAUGAAGUAGCAAAGGACUUUGUCAAAUUGGUGAAGUUGAUUCGAAACGACAAGAUGGAGAUGCCUGCAGAUUUCAAAAAUGAAAUCAACAAGUGGGCACUUGAAUCGAUAUCAUUGAUUGCAUUGGACACUCGUUUGGGUUGUUUAGAGCCCAACUUAGCACCAGACUCUGAAGCACAGCGAAUGAUAGAUGCUGUAAUAAAUGUUUUCAGCCUUAGCUUUGACCUAGACUUCAAAAUCCCGUUUUGGAAGUUCAUUAAUACCCCAGCUUGGAAAAACUUUGUGAAAUACGAGGAAGAAGUUUUGCAAAUUUCCUACAAGUACGUCAAACAAGCAAUGAGCAAAAUGGGGGACUUAAACGCUCCAGAAACGCCUAACAUGAGUGUCCUACAAAGAAUAUUGAAACGCGACCCACAUGUGAAGAGAGCUGUCAUUACAGGCAUGGAUAUCAUUCUUGCUGGCGUUGACACGACGUCCAAUUCAGCGGCAAUGAUCCUGUACUAUCUUGCAAAAAAUCCGGGCGCGCAAGAAAAACUGUACCAAGAGGUGAAGUCGAUUGUCCCUGAGGAUCCAAAUGAGUGCAUUACUGCAGCUCACAUGAACAAAAUGAAUUACAUGAGGGCUUGCUUGAAAGAGUCAAUGAGAUUGGCUCCAGUGACAGUUGGCAACGUCAGACUCAUCGAUAAGGAUAUUACACUUGGCAACUACCUGAUCCCAAAAAAUAAAGCCGACCUGUUCAUGUUCAACAGUACUUUGUAUUUGCAAGACGAGCACUUCCCUGAUGCGAAGCGGUUUAUCCCUGAGCGAUGGAUCCGGUCGGAAAGUGCCCAGUGCCCAGUGAGCAAGAAAGCGUUUGAAACUCAUCCCUACGUUUACAAGCCUUUUGGACAUGGAGUUCGACAGUGCCCAGGAAUGAGAUUUGCCAACAUGGAAAUGGAAUCGCUUGUUGCAAGGAUGCUGCUCAGUUUCAAACUCGAGUGGCACCAACCUGAUGUGAAACUUGUGAGCAAAUCAAUUCAAGGCCCAGAUUCGCCUUUAAAGUACACUCUCAUCGACAGAACAUGGCGAUGGACCAAAUACAAAAAAAUAAUGAUAAAGCAAGAGGUUAAAAUGGAAAGACCUUGCUGCGACUCUAACUUUCAAAGCGAUAUGCUCGCCAAAAGGUUUCUACCCAAUCUCGGGAUUUGGAGGAUCCUUUCAGCGGCACAAAGGAUUCAUUCAACAGGAAUUGCCUCUUAUCCAAAUGUCUCCUCUUCCAUCAGGUUAUACGAUGAGAUUCCUGGUCCAAAAUCGUUGCCCUUGAUAGGCAAUGCGUGGAGGUUCCUCCCAUUAAUAGGUACCUUCGACAUGUCGAAUUUCUUUAAGUGGAGCAACUCUCUCUUAAAUGAAUACGGAAAAAUUGUGAGGAUUUCAAAUCUUCCUGGGCGAAGAGAUAUGGUUCUUCUAUUUGAUCCGGACAUGAUUGCUGAGGUUUACAAAAACGAGGGACAGUGGCCUGAGCGCUUCGCCAUGCAGAGUAUUACUUACUUCCGAGAAAAAGUCAGACCAGAUUUCUUUGAAGGUUUCCAGGGUCUUAUUAAUGAUUUUUUCUUUAAUUUUAGAAACGGCCCGAAAUGGCAGGAAGCUCGAACGGUCGUCAACCAGCCCAUGAUGAAAAUUGAAGUUUCUAAUCAGUACAUUCCAAAGUCUGAUGAAGUCGCAAAGGACUUUGUCAAAUUGGUGAAAAUGCUACGAAACGACAAGUUGGAAACGCCUCCAGAUUUCAAAAACGAAUUUAGCAAGUGGGCACUUGAAUCAAUUGCACUGAUUGCAUUGGACACGCGUUUGGGUUGUUUAGAGCCAAAUCUUGCAAAAGGCUCAGAAGCACAGCGAAUGAUUGAUGCUGUGGUGGCUGGAUUCGACCUCAUGUUUGACCUGGAAUUCAAAAUCCCGUUUUGGAAAUUCAUGAAUACGCCAACCUGGAAAAAAUUCGUAAAGUGUGAAGAAGAAAUUCUCGAAAUAUCCCACAAGUAUGUUGAACGAGCAAUGAAUAAAAUGGGGGACUUAAACGCACCGGAAACGCCUGAAAUGAGUGUCCUUCAAAGAAUGUUGAAACGUAGCCCAAACGCAAAGAGAGCUGUCAUUACUGGCAUGGACAUAAUUCUUGCUGGCGUUGACACUACAUCAAAUUCAGCGGCAAUGAUCCUGUACUAUCUCGGCAAAAAUCCAGAUGUGCAGGAAAAAUUGUACCAAGAGGUGAAGUCGGUUGUCCCAGAGGAUCCAAAUGAUUGCAUUACUGCAGCUCACAUGGAAAAAAUGAAUUACAUGAAGGCUUGCUUGAAAGAGUCGAUGAGGUUGGCUCCGGUCGCAGUUGGCAAUGCCAGACUCAUUAAUAAGGACAUGGUGCUCGGGAACUACCUGAUACCUAAAAAUAAAGCUGACUUUUUUAUGUUCAAUAGUACUUUGUAUUUGCAAGAUGAGUAUUUCCCUGAAGCGAAGCAGUUUGUUCCUGAACGUUGGAUCAGGUCUGAGAGUACCAAAUGUCCCGUGAGCAGGAAAGCGUAUGAAAUCAAUCCGUACGUUUACCAGCCUUUUGGGCAUGGAGUUCGACAGUGCCCAGGAAUGAGAUUUGCAACCAUGGAGAUGGCGUCACUUGUUGCACGGAUGCUGCUUGAUUUCAAAAUAGAGUGGCAUCAACCUGAUGUUAAACUGGUGAGCAAGGCAGUUCAAGGCCCAGAGUCGCCUCUUAGGUACACGCUGAUCGAUAGAAAUUAAACUUCGCAAAUCAGUUUCAUCUUCAUAUUUUGUUUCAUAUUUUAUGCAAAAAUGAAAUCUUUUUUGAUCAAAA
Molecule: messenger RNA, 3501 nt
Organism: Cloeon dipterum
Lineage: Eukaryota; Metazoa; Arthropoda; Insecta; Ephemeroptera; Baetidae
Exons: 21
Coding region: 150-3428 (1092 amino acids)
Molecular function (GO): heme binding; oxidoreductase activity, acting on paired donors, with incorporation or reduction of molecular oxygen; iron ion binding
Source: RefSeq, a predicted model, not a curated record